CAUCUAUGUGCGUACUUCCUUUUGGAAAUUCCAUUAAAAUAAACGCGGAUGUAUUAUUCAAUGAACUUCCUGUGAGUCCUAUAGGCAGUCCGUUACACUGUGGAAAUUGUUGAGCCAACAUGUCUUGGUACGGUGGUAAACGACCAGUAACUGCGCGGGAGAGGUCAACCAGAGGAGACCUUUGGGGUAUCAAUGACAGCCAUCGGACACUUCCUCCAAGACCCACGUCACAAUAUGGCAGAUCGGAAAGACCAUUUACAGACGUACCGGGUUUGGAGAGGACCAGGUCGUAUCUUGAAAGAACGGACGCAUUUGGCCAGGCAAUGAAAAACGUACAAAGAGACAAACAAAAACGAACAACUUAUGACUUUGACCAGGACAGGGACGGUAGAUCUUACAGCAGGGAUUCAUACACUACAUACGAUACUUACGAAGACCGAGUUCAACUGGUAGAGCAGAUGCAGAUUCGAAGAUCAAAGGAAGCCAGCAAGCAGAUGCUGUUCGGUGUGUUUUCAAAUGCUAUGGCUAUACUGGAACAGUUUGAAACACGAGAAUCGCCACACAAGACUCUUGAAAAAUCAUUCCUCUAUAUCCCUGAUCAACGUGGCAAGUCGGACGAAGAUAUCAGGAGUAUCCUUGAGACCCAGAUAUUACUCUUUGAGACUCAAACCAAGUCGUGUCCCGCCCAUGUGAAGGCGGAGGUGGCUGAGGAGUUACGACGCAAAUUAUUGGACUGGAUGGCGAUCAGAGCAGACAACGAUUGCAACAUUGCGGACACCGACAGGUUCGCAGCCAAGAUGUACGAGAUACUGGCAACAGGACACACAACGCAUGCCUUUCACAAUAGGCCAAGCCGGCCCCACAGUGCCGCCACUAUCCGGGAGUCUAUGCCUCACAUACUUGGAGGUCUGCAUUCCGCUAGACAGCUUGACGAGGACUUCCGGACACACGAGGCCAAGAAAGCCAUGAGUCCAGACACAAGACGCAGCCGAUCGGGGAACGCAAUCAAAGCUGGGGCCAAACGAAUUUUGCGUUGCAACCAUGCUUUGGAGUCGCAACUUGCAACUGACGUUCAACUCUUCGAAGGUGGUUCGUUUGAUAUGAAAUAAGUGUCACGCUCUUCAUAAACGUUGGGCAAUAUGUUAUCCAGCGUGAAACAAGCAUUUUAUAUGGAAAAACUAGAGUUUUGUUGCAUGGUUUCUGAUGCGCUAUUUUUAGACCUCCCAAAUGUUCUCCUCAAUUUUCAGCUUCAAUUAAAAAAUUUCAGAAUUUAAGAAAUAUUAAUACACUGUUGUAAUGGUGAGAAAAGUGUUCGUAGUAUUCGUCAAGAUAAUUAUGUUGAAAUCAUGUAAUUAUAGCCAGAACUAAAAAAACUAUUUAUUAUUGGAUAAUAGUGUAAACUUUCAAAAUUUCAACUUAUUGGUAAAUAUAAUCAGAAGAGACAUUUCAGUAUGUGGUUUGCAGUGAUAGUUAAACAGUUUAUUAAUAUUUAUAUGCAUUAUUGACCACACACAAGGCUGAUGUAUUUGGUUAUAUAACCAUGAGAGCCCUGUUUGAUGUUUAUAAGUAUUUAUAUUGGGCUUUUUAAAUUGAAUUGUGAUAAUAUUUCUAAACCGUCCACAUCAUUAUGUAUCUUGCAUUAUGCCUUAUAUUGUGUAAUAAUGUUGUCUCCGUUUACUUGUUUUUCAAUUACUUCUUCCGCAUGGAGGGGGAUUGAGGGUUCAAGUUGAUCAUAACGUUCUUUGCACAAUCAAAUCACUACAUGUCAGCAGUACACAGUUCUUGUUUUAGUUUAAACAUAUUUAUUUUAGCUUGAUUGCAUCGAAAGCCUAAGGCUAACUUUAACGCUCUCGAGUCCACAUCAUAGGAUUAGAAUCAGUCCUUGGUUUCUAUGAGGGGUGACCUAAAGAACAAUCCCAGAAGUAAACGUUAUAAAAUGCGCAUUGUCUGUAUUUGUAAAUAUAAAGCGGAAUGACAUCAGCAAAUCGAUUGAUAUACUGAUUUAUUAUAUCAAUUUGUAAAACUCGUGUUUUACAUUCUAAAAAUAGCCAGCGGGAAUGUUGUACUAAUAAGUGUGUUAUUAAACAUGCGCCUGUAUACGCAUCAAUAGGCAAACGAAUGAUAAUAAGCCCAAUGAUUUCAAUAAAAAAGGAAUUCAUUUUGUUCUCUAUAUGUUAAUAUUCUUUUUUUCUAGAAUUGUGGUUCAAUUUUGUACAGACAUCAUUGAAAUGUGUCAUUAACUUUCCAAGCAGUUAUUGUUUUUAAAACACCUUUCGGCAAGUUAAAUAUGAAGAAAAAGAAGUUUUGUAAUACAUUUAAAUUGUACUCGUAUUUUUCAUCUUGUUCGCAUUAACGUUACAUUUAAAAACCGCACUUAACAAUACCAUUAUAAAGUUUAGUGUUAAGUUAAUUGGAUAAUAAAUUGCACAAACGUUCAAAACUUAAAAACAAUUGUAGGUAUAAUAAAAAAAAUCAUUUAUGUACAUGUGCUGCAGUGAAUAGUUAAUAUUUAAUGUUUUAUUAUGUGUCAAAAUCGUUGUGUACGUUCUAAUCGACUCAGAGCCCGUGGAUUUUAAGACAAUCGUUCACAAUAGGCUGCGGGAUUGAUGUAUUUCUACGUGUACUAAUAAUCAUGCGCAUGUACACACAUCAAUUAGCUUACGGAUUAUUAUAAGUCAAACAAUUUCAAUAAAUGGAACUUUUCAGAUUUUAUAACAUGUUUGUUAAUAAGUUUUUAUAUUUGAAUUGCGGGUUAUUUUCAUAAAGCAUUGGACAUAAACUUUCCAUCAACUCCCCCAGUAGUUAUUGUUUAUUAGCAGAGUUGUUUAAUGCCAUUUUCUUCAAGUCUAAUAUGAAGUAAAAGAAGUAUCUUUUUAUAUACAUUUUUUAGGAUGUUUGGAACACAAAAUUUAAUGGACUUUAAUGCUACUACAAUCAAUACAAUUUACUUAACAGUAUGUUUGUAUUGGACAAUUUUUUUCAAUUUGGUCUCUUUCCAUUUUGUAUUUGCUUUUUUUAUUUACAAACAAUACUGAUUGUUUUUAAGUAGUUUCCUAUUUUGUAUUGUUUAACAAAUCUAUCUUUUUACAUUUGUGUUGAUAUGAUGCAGAGGGAAACUUUGUUCCAGGUAAUACAGUUAUGGAUGCCAUGCUCAUAUGUAUUUGUAUUUAGUACCGGUAUAUAAAUAAUCUCAAUAUAUCUGCAUUUUUAAUCAAUAUUUUCAAAACAUAUGUUUCUAUUGUAUAUGUCGCUUUUUAUUAUACAUUAAUAUUUUUAUGUUUUAGCUAGAACUUUUGCAUUUCUUUAACUUUUAUCUAAUGCAGUACGUCUUUAAACAUAUAUUGAAAUUGCGCUAUUGAUUUCUAUACUAUUCGAUCAUCCUGUAAAUUCGAACAUUGUAUCAUUCAAUAUACCGUUUGAAUAAAA
Molecule: messenger RNA, 3426 nt
Organism: Dreissena polymorpha
Lineage: Eukaryota; Metazoa; Mollusca; Bivalvia; Myida; Dreissenidae
Exons: 8
Coding region: 120-1109 (329 amino acids)
Source: RefSeq, a predicted model, not a curated record